This is a messenger RNA of Rangifer tarandus platyrhynchus (Svalbard reindeer), 1014 nucleotides long. The record is from the annotation of a GenBank genome assembly. NCBI's taxonomy places the organism in Eukaryota, Metazoa, Chordata, Mammalia, Artiodactyla, Cervidae.
AUGGCCCAGUCGUACCCACGGGGUGUCCCGACCCGGCCCGCCACCGUCUUGGGCGCCAUGGAAAUGGGGCGCCGCAUGGACGUGCCCAGCAGCGGCGCGGCCGUGCGCACCUUCUUGCAGCACGGCCACACCGAGAUCGACACGGCUUUCGUGUACGCCGACGGCCAGUCAGAGAGCAUCCUGGGCGGUCUGGGGCUCGGACUGGGCGGCAGCGACUGCAAAGUAAAAAUUGCUACCAAGGCCAAUCCAUUGGAAGAAAACUCACUGACGCCUCACAGCCUCCGGUUCCAGUUGGAGACGUCCCUCAAGCGGCUGCAGUGUCCCCGAGUGGACCUGUUUUACCUGCACAUGCCGGACCAUGGCAUCCCCGUGGAAGAGACGCUGCGCGCCUGCCACCAGCUGCACCAGGAGGGCAAGUUCGUGGAGCUCGGCCUCUCCAACUAUGCCGCCUGGGAGGUGGCCGAGAUCUGUACCCUGUGCAGGAGCAACGGCUGGAUCCAGCCCACCGUGUACCAGGGCAUGUACAACGCCACCACCCGGCAGGUGGAGACGGAGCUCCUGCCCUGCCUCCGGCGCUUUGGACUGAGGUUCUACGCCUACAACCCUCUGGCUGGAGGCCUGCUGACCGGCAGGUACAAGUAUGAGGACAAGGACGGGAAACAGCCCGAGGGCCGCUUCUUUGGGAACAGCUGGGCAGAGGUCUACAGGAAUCGCUACUGGAAGAAGCACCACUUCGAGGGCAUCGCUCUGGUGGAGAAGGCCCUGCAGACCCAGAGGGAUGUGUACAACAUCAAGGCCCCCAGCCUGGCCUCAGCUGCCCUGCGGUGGAUGUACCACCACUCCCAGCUCCAGGGCCUCCGCGGGGAUGCGGUCAUCCUGGGCAUGUCCAGCCUGGAGCAGCUGGAAGAGAACUUAGCAGCCGUCAAGGCAGGGUGUCUGGGGUCGGCUGUCGUGCAGGCCUUUGAUCAGGCCUGGCGCCUGGUCGCCCACGACUGUCCCAACUACUUCCGCUAG